AUGCCAGAGGACAUGGUGGGACACUCCGAUUCAGAUUGGUUCAGAAUUCUUCUGGAGAAGACGCACCUCAUCCCAAGAAACAAGGAGUUUCCAGCAGGACUGUGCAGGGUGAGAUCCCUGCAGAAUCCUCAGCGGAAAAAAUUAUCCUGGUGUUACUGUGGACAUUGCCAUGCCUUUUUGGCUGUGCUUGAAAAAAAGAAGAAGUCAUCUGUGCUUUUAGGCAGGAGUAUCUUUCAAAAACACACCCCACCUUUCCAGCAGAACUACCAGGCCUUGCUGGAGACGUGCUUGAAGAACAAAUGCCUGUUCACAGAUGACAGCUUCCCUGCUCACAUCAGCUCUAUUGGAAUGGGAGCACUGCUAAAGAAACUACCCCAAAAUUUACUGAGGAGGCCACAUGCUUUGCACAGAAGUCCGGUAUUUUAUGCUGCAAACAGAAAGCAGCUUGAUCUCUGCCAAGGACUGGUGGAGAACUGCUGGUUCCUGGUGGCCCUGGAAGCCCUGACAUUCCACCAGCACAUCUUGGCUGCAGUUGUACCACAAAACCAGAGCUUUGAGAAGAAAUAUGCUGGCAUUUUCCACUUCUGGUUCUAGCACUUUGGUGAAUGGGUUGACGUGGUGGUUGACAAUCGUCUGCCAGUGAAUGAGGCGGGGAAGCUGGUCUUUGUUUCCUUGGUCUAUAAGAACGUGUUCUGGGGAGCCCUUCUGGAGAAGGCAUAUGCUAAACUCUAUGGCUUCUAUGAGGAUCUGCAGAUUGGGCAAGUUUCAGAAGCCCUGGUGAAUUUUACAGGUGGUGUUAAUAUAAGGAUCAAGAUUGCAGCAGCUCCUCCUGAUCUGUGGGAUAUCCUGACAAGAGCAACCUACGGCAGGUCUCUCAUGGGCUGUCAGAUACAUUUAGGGGCAACAAAGGUCCUGAAGAAUGGGUUUGUUGCUGGCCAUGCCUACACAGUAACUGAUAUUAGAAAGGUGACCUGUCAAGAUGGACCAGAAAACCUAGUUAGACUGAGAAAUCCAUGGGGAAAAAUUGAGUGGAAAGGAGACUGGAGUGACAGCUCUUAUAAAUGGGAGCUGUCGAGCCCAAAGUAGAAGAUUUUGCUGAGGAAAAAGGAGGAGGAUGGAGAAUUCUGGAUGUCUCUGAGAGAUUUUAAGAUUAAUUUUGUAGAUCUGAUGAUCUGUAAAUUAACUCCAGACCUGAUGAGCCAGGAAGAUGGGAAGAAGUGGAUGUAUUCCCUGAAGAGUAGGAGAUGGGUUAAAGGAAGUAUAGCAGGAGGAAGUCUGUGAUUCUGUAAUGGCAGCUUUUGGAUGAACCUUCAGUACUGGCUGAAUGUUUUACCAGUUGAAGAUAGUAAAAGCCUGGGUUCCUGCAAUGUGGUUAUAUCCCUGAUGCAGAAACACAGCUGCAAACACCAGAGCUGAGCUCCUCACCUUUUCAUUGGAUUUUCACUCUACAAGGUGGACCUACAGUACCAGAAAAGCAACAGAAGGCUGCCCCCAGCUUUCUUCGCUCAACAUCAGCCUGUGAACAAGAACCAGGUCUUCUUUGAUGAACGGGAAGUGACUCAUGACUUCCACCUGGAGCCUGGUGUCUAUGUGAUUGUCCCAUCCACCCUGGAGCCUCAUCAGGAGUCUGAAUUUAUCCUACAGGUCUUCUCCAGGGAGCAUGUUCUUCAGGAAAUGGGUGUGAACACCAGUUUCACUCUCUCUAAGAAACCUGAAAUAAAUGCUGUUCAGCUCCAGAGGAUCCUGAAUAAUAUAUCUUGGAGGAAUUUCCAGAGUUUUCACCUAAGUUUCAGUCUGGAUGCCUGCCAGAGUAUCUUGGCGGUUCUGGAUCUGAAUGCCUCUGGCACGCUGAGUAUCCAGGAAUUCAGAGUCCUGUGGAAAAGGCUGCUUUUCUAUUUGGUAUGA
Phalacrocorax carbo (great cormorant) is the source of this 1905-nucleotide messenger RNA. Lineage: Eukaryota; Metazoa; Chordata; Aves; Suliformes; Phalacrocoracidae. The record is from RefSeq and is a predicted model, not a curated record.